CAACCGACAACAGUGAAGGUUUCGAUGCAUACAGUUGAGACGGAGUUAUAUGCCGGUAUUAAAUUUUAAAGCAGUAAGAGUAGAAGCGAGAAUACAGUGUCGCUAAAAAAAUCUAAAGGCUUACAAAAACGCCGGUAUACUAUUUUGUAUAGUGUAAAAAAUAUUUUCAUUUUUAAUAAAUAGUUUUAUUAGUUAGCAACGAUUAGUGGUAUAUAUUUCUUUGAUAAAUUCAAAUUAAUAUAAAUUUACAACUUUGCACAUAUAUACGUAGAAAAUAUAUAUAAAAUGGCUGAAGAAAAAACAGAAAAUAGCCCAUCUGCUGAAGGAGAGAAAAAAAUUGAAGAGACGAGCUCUCCAACAAAAAAUGAACAAAGCGACGUCCAAGAUACUCAAGUUGAGGAUAAAAAAGUCGAAGAAAAUAGUGAGUCAGAAAAACCUAACGAAAAUGAUGACAGCAAACAGGCAUCUGAACCAAAGCAUAUGCGUGCUAUUGUUCUUAAUAGCUUUGGUAGUCUAAAAAAUGUCAAAGUUCUUAAGAAACCAGAGCCAACUCCAAAUCAGGGCGAAGUUCUUAUUAAAGUCAAAGUAUGUGGUUUGAAUUUCCAAGAUUUGAUGGUGAGACGAGGAACAUUUGAUUUACCAUGUAAACCUCCUUUUAUCAUGGGAUCAGAAUGUACAGGUGAAAUUGAAAUGAUUGGUGAAGGUGUAACUAAUUUCAAAGUCGGUGAUCGAGUUGUUGCUAUGCCAGAUUACAAAGGAUGGGCUGAACUUGUUACUGUCCCAGAGACUGCGGUUUUUAAAUUACCUGAAAACAUGAGUUACACCGAUGCAGUAGCAAUAACUAUGAAUUAUGUGGUUGCUUAUAUUAUUCUUUUCGAUUUAUCCUGUCUGACUCCUGGAAAAAGUCUUCUUGUUCAUAGUGCUGGAGGAGGCGUGGGACAAGCAAUUAUUCAACUGGCAAAAACAGUAAAAGAUGUAAAAAUAUUUGGAGCAUGCAGUAAAUCUAAACACGAAGAACUCAAAGCCGAAAAUAAUAUAGAUCAUUUACUUGAACGUGGAACAGAUUAUUGCAGUGAAGUUCGAAAAAUAUUACCUGAAGGUGUUGAUAUUGUAUUGGAUUGUAUGUAUGGUGAAGAAUAUAACAAAUGUUACUCUCUUUUGAAACCAAUGGGUAAAUACAUUCUCUAUGGAUCAAACAACCUUUUCACUGGUGAAACUAAAAGUUUCUUUUCCGUUGCCAGAUCUUGGUGGCAAGUGGAUAAAAUCUCACCGAUAAAACUCUUAGAUGAUAAUAAAACUAUUUCCGGUUUUAACCUUCGUCAUUUAAUGCAUCAACAAGGAGGACAUAGUUUUAUUAAAAACGCCGUCGAGAAAGUAUUUAAUUUGUGGAACAGUGGUUGUAUUAAACCGAAAAUUGAUUCGACAUGGGCUCUUGAGAAUGUUACUGAUGCCAUGCAGAAAAUGCAUGAACAUAAGAAUAUUGGUAAAAUUUUGCUCGAUUUAAGUCUUGAACCAAAAGUUAAACCUGCCCCUGUCACUAAGGGUAAAGUGAAGGAUAAAAAGAAUGUUAACCCAGACGAAAAACAAGAAUCUCAUGGAGAGCCAGAAGAAAAUGAAAAGAAAUCGGAAACAGAAUUGAAAAAUGACCAAAAUGAAGAUGCGUCUGAUAAUGCUGUAAAAGAGACUGAGUCAAGCUGAAUUUAUAAAGCAGUUUACAAAUCAUCAUUUCAAUAUCAUUUAAAAUUGAACAAGUUCACAAAAAUACUUGUUUAUGCAUUAUUUAUAUAAAAAAAAGCUUAUUAUACUCUUAUCUACAGUGAACUGCAUAUACUAAAAUAGUAAAUGAAAAAUGAUUGAUAAUAAUAAUAAAAUUUGAACAAAUGAUCUCAUAAACAUGAAAUGAAAUUAUAUUUUCAUUAAAACUCAAUAUUUUUUCAUUUCAUUACAAAUUAUUGUAAUUCAUCUCUGGUAAGAAUAUUUAGUAAAGUUUGAAAGCUGUAAUACUAUAUUAUUGAUUGCAUAAAUAUUUAAUGAGUAAUGAAAAUUUAUUAAAAGUUAUAAGAUUUACUAAAUUCAUUAUUUCUAUUGGGUGUCUUAUAGUGUUUUUCAUUUUAUAAUGAAUUAUUUCACUGAUCAUUCAUAACUUGCACAGUUUUGUUUCAAUCUUCAUUAUUCGCAUGCUGAGCGCUAGUUUAUCGUGUUAAUGCCAAAUGCGGAAGCAUCUCAUUUUGAAAUGCGAAUGCGAAUAUUUAGUAAAAACACGACAGCAGUAUUGUGAUACGAUCAUUUGCCACACUCUCACUUGCACCAUACAGUGUAAUGUCGUUUUUAAAAUUAAAUGCUGUUAAAUUAUUUAUUAAUUAAUUAAAGUAUUUUGAUUUUAAAAUUUUUAUUCGUUAUCAAAAUAGUAUGAAAAUCGCUAAAGUGUGAAAGCCGCGAGCAAGUAACUACGGGUUAACUCUAUGUUGUAAUUAAUGUUCAUAUGAAUAAAUAACCACAUUCAUAAAAAACAAUUAGAUACUAAAAAAAAAACAUAAAUUCAAAAAUAAAAGGAGUAUUGGAAUAGAUUCAUUUGGGUUUUUUUAAUCGAAAUUAACCAAAAAAACAUGAUACUGAAGUUAGCUGACGUUUAACAAUUUUUAGAUUUUUUUAAAAACAACAAAUUACAAAAAAAAAAAAUAUUCGAAAAAAUUGCUGAUUGCCGUUAACUUCAGAAUCAUAAAAAAAACUAAUUUCCAAUAUUUGAUAAAAUUCAAUAAUUUAUUUAAGUAUUAAUGUAUUUUUAUAAUUUUUUGAUACUGCCGAAAACCCUGAUAUAAAGUUCAUCUCUUUGAGCAUUAAAAUUCUUAGAAUGUUCAUUACGCUAGUAAUUAUUUAAGAUUAGAUAAUUUGGAAAAGAGAUAUAAAAUGCGAUUAAAGAAGUUUCAUGUAAAAGACAAGAAAAAAUAAUAGUAACCACUGAGUAAAAUCUAUAAAACUUUUGAUAAAUUUGAUUUUUAUUUAAUACAUAUCUUAUAACAUUUUCGUAGAUUUGUGAUUGAAGUUUUUACCAGAGAUUGCAUAUAAAAAUUUUCUGAUUUUUAAUUAACAUUAAAUGAGAAGAGAGAUACUUUGAUGAUUGAUAGAACAAAAAAAAAUUAAAUUUUUUAUAUUUGUAAUUUUAUAUUUCGUUCAAACUAAGCAAAAAAUAUGAAAAAACAUUUUUUUUAUUUUUCUCAUUUAUAUCUUAUUUAUCUCUAGUUAUUGAUAUUUAAAGUGCAGUGUAAAGCUAGCCUGAACUUCAGUUGCCUAAGCUUAUACCCUAAACGUCCAAUAGUUAAGGGUCUGAAGACUAAAUCAAAUAAAAGUUAUGAGCUGAAAGCAAUAUAAUAAAUGUCAUUCAGCAGUAUUUUAAACGUAAAAGUAUAACUCAAUCAUUAAAUAUUAAAUGAAAACAUAUAAUAACUGAUUAUCUUUAUAUCCAAACUUAUGUAAUAUAUAAUUAAAAAAUUAUAUUUUUGUAAAAUUUUAUUAUACUCAGUCGAAAAUUAAUGCGAGAUAUCAUUAUGAUAUUUUAGGUAGUUGACAUAAAUCUAUAUAUAUUUUCACAACUCAUUUAAAUCUGAAUAAACAGCUAUAUUUUAUAAACUGUAAAUUACAUUGAAUCAAAAUCAGCUAUAAUUUCUGUUUGGAGAAUCAUUAAUAUAAUCGUAAUAAAUAUUUCUGGAUUAUAAUAUGAAACAUAAUAGAAAAUAUUUUUAAAAAAUUAUUUUUUAAUUACGACAUGGAAAUGAAACUAUAAUAGGGAGAUUUUUGCAAAAGGUAGUUAGUGAUAAUGCUAUACUAAAUAGUGUGGAAAUAUAAUCGUUAAAUAUUUGCUUUUAGCUUAUAACUUUUAUUGGGUUAAAGCUCUGAAGGAUGAGAAAAUAUAUUAUCUAAUUUUAUCCUGUUUUAUUUGAGCUAGCCAAAUUGUUCUUUAAUUGUAAACUAUAAAAUUAUACUAUUUUAUUGAAUAUCAUACGGCUUUAUAAUUAAAGAAAAAAAACCAUAAAUGGAAAAAUCUAUUUCUACUUGCUAUUUAUACUAAAUGCUUAUUAUUGAUGAAUAAAUUAUAAUUGAGUAAUGCUA
Messenger RNA from Microplitis demolitor, 4107 nucleotides. Its product is annotated as synaptic vesicle membrane protein VAT-1 homolog-like. The coding region runs from base 286 to 1698 and encodes 470 amino acids. Lineage: Eukaryota; Metazoa; Arthropoda; Insecta; Hymenoptera; Braconidae. Gene Ontology annotation, molecular function: zinc ion binding; oxidoreductase activity. The transcript is spliced from 7 exons. The record is from RefSeq and is a predicted model, not a curated record.